This is a messenger RNA of Ziziphus jujuba (common jujube), 3197 nucleotides long. RefSeq lists its product as uncharacterized. The record is from RefSeq and is a predicted model, not a curated record. The coding region runs from base 233 to 2890 and encodes 885 amino acids. The transcript has 12 exons. Lineage: Eukaryota; Viridiplantae; Streptophyta; Magnoliopsida; Rosales; Rhamnaceae. Gene Ontology annotation, molecular function: protein binding.
ACAAAGGUGGAACAUAGUCGGUGAUUAUCACCGUAUGAGUCCAUAAAACGCACGGUUUUGGGAUUUUGUCCGCCGUCGCAUCUCCCGGACAUAUAGACAUGUUUGCCAUGACCAGUGCUGCUGCUUCUUCAUCUUGUACGAGACAAUGUGUGUGUGUGUGAGUAUGAUCUCCGACGUUGUCUCAGUCUUUUAAAAGGAUGAUGAAACUAAUAAGCGCGUGCGAUUGAAUUGAAUGUUAGUCCAAGACAUCAUGGAAGCGCAGUAUCAGAAACCAAGCCGUUCCUUUGGACCCCACAUGAAAAUAACGAUUCAGCCGUCCCAGCACUCCGACAACGACCGGAGCAGCGGCGAGCUUCGCGCACUGGAUUGCAACCUCACCUCUCUCUGCGAUCAUAUCCAAAUCGAAGGCUUCAACUCAGGUGCUUUUUCCGAUAUUGUGGUCCACGCCAUGGGCUCCACCUACCAUCUCCACCGCCUCAUCCUCUCGCGGAGCCCUUACUUCAGGAACAUGCUUCAUGGCCCUUGGAAAGAAGCCAAUGCGCCCGUCUUGACCUUGCAUGUGGACGAUAAGAAUGUUAAUGGAGAGGCAAUUGCAAUGGCUUUGGCAUAUCUAUAUGGACACCACCCUAAGCUUAAUGACAACAAUGCAUUUCGUGUUCUGGCUGCUGCUUCUUUUCUUGACCUUCAGGAUUUAUGUGCCAUAUGCACAGACUUCAUUAUAUCAGAGUUGUGGACUUCCAACUUCUUAGCUUAUCAGGUGUUUGCCGAGAGCCAAGAUUAUGGCUUACAUGGAGAACGUGUGAGAAAUGCUUGCUGGGGCUACCUUUGUCAAAGUGGUGCCAUGGAGUUGAAAGAGGUGCUUCCUAAACUUUCCUCUCAAACAUUGCAUGCAUUGCUGACAUCUGAUGAACUCUGGGUCCCCGGUGAAGAGAAAAGGUUUGAACUGGCAUUGUACACAUUCCUUGCAAAAGGUGCUCUAUGCAAACAAGAACAGUCAGAGCAAGGAAGUACCAGUUCGGAGGCAGGAAUGGAUUCUCAUUCUGAUUCUUUGAGUGCAAAGGGAAAAAAUUUGAUUGGUAGCUUCAUUGAAAAGAGGUUGGAAACUGAAUUAGGACACCUAACGUUAAAAGAUGAUUCGGAGGGCCAUAAUACUGCUCGUAAUCUUCUUGUCGAGCUUACAGAUUGUGUGGUUGACUUCCAAAGAGGGGUUUCCAAUUCCAAAAAACAGGUGCAACAAGGUGCAUAUCCUCAGUCAAAGUUGGAGGCUGGAUACCCCCCAUGCAAUAUAGGAGGGUCUUCGUCACUGACUAAUUCGUUUUCUGGUACAGAUGCAACACGAACUUCAUGCCCUUAUGCCGAAAUGCCAAUCAGUGUUGGUGGAAGUGGAUUAGGAGCCAAUGAUAUGGCUCAGGAAGGGCCAUCUGAUGAAGGAUCUUGCUACCAUUUGAAUAACCACAGUUGGCUUUCCAGAGAUGACCACUUGGAGAAUUGUUCUGCAAUGAACUCUUCUAGUAAUGAACUACUUUCAAAUGAUUGGGGUAGAUGUGGCAUGCCUCCUAUUUCAUGGGGUGGCAGGGUUGUAGGUAGAAGGCAGCUUAAAGGCCAGGCUAAGGGGAACCCUGGGGUUCGUGGGGAGGAUUAUGAUGCAUUUGUUAAUAUAUUUGAAGCAGGUUCGCUUUUAUAUUGCAACAUGUCUUUUGAGGCACUUUUAAAUGCGAGAAAGCAGCUCGAGGAAUUGGGAUUCCCAUGCAAAGCUGUAAAUGAUGGCCUUUGGUUGCAGAUGCUUUUAAGCCAGAGGGUGCAAGAAAUUGGUGCUGAUACAUGCAAAAGUUGCUGUUUGAUGAGUAUGGCAUGUGUCUGCAGACAACCAUUUGGAUUCACGCAUGGAGUUGCUACCAGUGGAUAUUAUAUGCAAGAGCAUGAUCAGAAUAAUUCUCCCAGCAACAUGGGAAAUGUAUAUGUUGCAGAAUCUGCUCCAGGUGAUGGUAAUGGCCUCUUCAGGCCUGUACGAGUGCACAUUAGGGGCCCCAUUGAUGGGCUUGCAGGUAUUGGACGUGGAAGUACAUUUGUUCCAGCAGCCGCUUGGCCUCCAACACGCUUUGUCUUUUCUCGUGUGCCCUUUGGUAUGGGUAACAGAAACUGUCAGCAGUCUCCAGCUAAUGAUGAUUCAGAGGCUAGAGCUGACCACAAUGGAGACCUGUCUGGAGAUGGGUUGACAGCUCUGGUUGGGCUAAGCCAAGGAGGGGGGAGUAAUUCAGCUAAUAUUAAUGGAGAGCAAACAGUGAGAGGGUAUGAGAUGGAUCUACAAAACAGAAUUUCUGGAACUUCAAUGUCAGGACCAAGUACUAGCAGUAUUCCUGUGCAGAUGCUAGAAUCAUCAGAGAAUGCAAUUGGAGUUGAAUGGGAGAAUGCAAACAGUUCUUCCAUAUCAUUGGAUAUGAAAACACCUUUAAGUCACUUUCCUCCUUUCCGCUUUGGGGUGCAAUUUGAGGAUGUGCACAGGCUCAGCGAUGGCCAGGUCAAGCAUUCCCCUGAAGUUUUUUACGCUGGUUCUUUUUGGAAGGUAAGUGUUCAGGCUUUCAACGAUGAAGACCCUCAAGGGCGGCGGACACUAGGAUUAUUUCUUCACCGUCGUAAGGCAGAGAUUACAGACUCCCUUAGAAAGGUUCAUAUGUAUGUAGACUCCCGAGAAAAGGUUACGGCACGCUAUCAGUUAAUUUGUCCAUCCAAGAGGGAAGUGAUGGUGUUUGGAAGCUUCAAGCAGACAGGCACUCUUUUACCAAAAGCUCCCAAGGGAUGGGGCUGGAGGACAGCUCUGUUAUUUGAUGAACUUGCUGAUCUUCUCCAAAAUGGGGCCCUAAGAGUGGCGGCUGUUGUGCAGCUGGUCUAGUUUAGGACAGCUCUGUUAUUUGAUGAACUCACUGAUCUUCUCCAAAAUGGGGCCCUAAGGGUGGCUGCUGUUGUGCAGCCGGUCUGGUUUGAAAGCUAGCUUAACAAGGCUAAUUAUUAGAGUCCUUCGUGUGAUAUCAAUUUUUCUAUUACAGUUUUUUUUGCCUGUUUCUUUUUUGUAUAUUUUGAUAUGUAAUCUAUAGCUCAAACAUCAACUUCAAUUAGGCAAGCAAGAUAAUUGGAAAUUACAAUGUUUAUCCGUCAAUAUAUGUUUAGUCAUUAAUAUAAGCUUUUCCGGUUUUGUGCAA